Messenger RNA from Micropterus dolomieu (smallmouth bass), 1874 nucleotides. Its product is annotated as serine protease HTRA2, mitochondrial-like. Gene Ontology annotation, molecular function: serine-type endopeptidase activity; protein binding. NCBI's taxonomy places the organism in Eukaryota, Metazoa, Chordata, Actinopteri, Centrarchiformes, Centrarchidae. Bases 209 to 1546 code for a protein of 445 amino acids. Gene Ontology annotation, cellular component: mitochondrion. The transcript has 8 exons. Gene Ontology annotation, biological process: positive regulation of apoptotic process; programmed cell death; proteolysis. The record is from RefSeq and is a predicted model, not a curated record.
GGUGUUGCUCAAUGGCAAGAUGGUGGAUCUGUGUCCGGAGUAGAUGACGGUAAAACUCAAGAGACAUUUGUUCUGUAUUUUAUUUAUUGGACAGUGUGACUGUUACAAGUACUACAGAGUGGACCGUUCAUCCUGUAAAUAUAUUUGGAUAUAAAGUGGUGUUAAGCUGUCCAAAAACUCCUGAACUGUGUGGCCGAAGUGAUGCAACAUGGCAGCAACUCCUGUCAGAAGGUCCUUUCUCUCAGCACUAAGGAGAAACAGCGGCUGUCAGAACCGUGAAUUUAAAUGUUUAGCAGAGAGGACAGUCAGCCGGGUGUCAUCUGCUGUGAUAUGUCACCACAGCGGAGCAGAGGGGAACACAAGGCUGGCCGGGGGACCCCCGGUGGAGUGGGAAAGAGAAGAUGGUCGGGACAGAAGCAGCAGCUCUCCUCUGAUCAAGUCGGUCUCUGUGGGAUUGGGACUCUGUGGUGCGGUGUUUCUGGACAGUCAGAGAGACGAGAAAGCAAAGGACAGAAGAGUCUCGAUAUCCGGGCGCUUUCUUGAGCUCGUUCUGCCAUCAGCUCAGUGUGCUGCUCCUUUUAAACCUGACAGCCCCCGGUAUAAAUACAACUUUAUUGCAGAUGUGGUCGAAAAGUCCUCUCCAGCUGUCGUGUACAUUGAAAUCGUGGGCAGACACCCAUUUUCAGGAAGAGAAGUCCCAGUGUCAAAUGGCUCUGGUUUCAUUAUCAGCAGUGAUGGUCUCAUUGUCACCAAUGCUCACGUCGUGGCCAACAAGAGAGGUGUCCGUGUGAAGCUCACCAACGGAGACAUGUACAAUGCCACUGUGCAACACGUCGACCCAGUGGCAGACAUCGCCACCAUCAAAAUCACUGCGAGGAAUCCUUUACCCACGCUCACCCUCGGUCAAUCAUCUGAUGUUCGGCAAGGAGAGUUUGUAGUCGCCAUGGGGAGCCCGUUCUCUUUACGGAAUACAAUCACGUCAGGAAUCGUCAGCUCAGUACAGAGAGGCAGCAAGGAGCUGGGCCUGUCCAACUCCAACAUGGACUAUAUCCAGACUGAUGCAACCAUUGAUUUUGGAAAUUCUGGAGGUCCCCUGAUUAACUUGGAUGGUGAAGUCAUCGGAAUAAACACCAUGAAGGUCACUGCAGGGAUCUCAUUUGCUAUUCCGUCCGAUCGCUUGAAGCUCUUUCUUCAUCAAGCAGCAAAAAAGAAGAAUUCUUGGUUUGGUGAGUCAGAGAUGAAGCGGCGGUACAUCGGUGUAAUGAUGCUGACGCUGACACAGAGCAUCAUUGCAGAGUUGAAGCUGAGAGACCCAUCCUUCCCAGACGUGACGCACGGCAUCCUGAUUCACAGAGUGAUCAUGGGCUCCCCGGCCGACCGAGCUGGCAUGCUACCAGGAGACAUCGUGGUGGAGAUUAAUGGAGUGAAGGUCAACACCUCAGAGGAGAUCUACCAGGCCGUCCGCAGCAGCGACAAAAUCACCAUGGUGGUGCAGAGAGGAAACGAGGUGCUUCAUCUGCAAAUGACUCCAGAGUUCACAGAGUGAUACUAACCUCACGUUAGCCUGAUGGACAGAUGUGAUUAGUUUGUGUACACAAGACAAGAAAACUGUGAAACCUGAUAGUGACCGUGGUUAAAUGAAAAUGUGUUUGCAGUUUGAAAAACCGUGUUUAUUAUAAAAGCCAUAUUUAUCAGUUCUGUUUAAACUUCGCUACAGCAGUGUUUCUCUGUUGAUGGCUGUUAUCUACACAAUGAUUUCAAGGUCCAUUCUCAAAUUCAUACUUUGGACCAUCAUGAGCCUACCAGCACCUAAAGACUUAAACAGUGUUUUUUCCUGUUUUUCUCAGUACCAUAAAAAAUGUCUUCUACCUCUA